Messenger RNA from Symbiodinium pilosum, 1824 nucleotides. The record is from the annotation of a GenBank genome assembly. Lineage: Eukaryota; Dinophyceae; Suessiales; Symbiodiniaceae.
AUGGCGAGUGACUCUGAAAGCUCGGACUCGUCGAUGGAGGCACCGAAGCCGUCGGUGUUCUCCCGUGUUUUGGGUGCCAACUUUCGGUUGGAGGUGCUUUGUGGCCUCACAGUAGCCCUGGCUCUGGUUCCAGAAGCUGUGGCUUUUGCCCUUGCAGCAGGGCUACCUCCGGACAUUGGCCUCAACUCUGCCUGGAUCAUUGCUGUCUUCACUGCCAUCUUUGGGGGCCGGCCAGGCAUGAUCUGUGGCGCCACAGGUUCCCUAGCCGUGCUGGUCCCCGGCAUGGUUAGUCAAGAUCAUGGCAAGGAGCUCCUCUUCUAUGCUGUGAUCAUCAUGGGCAUCCUGGAGAUAAUUUUGGGCUUGCUGAGCGUCGGCACCCUUGUGAAGCUUAUCCCCGUCCCAGUGAUGAUCGGCUUUUGCAAUGGGCUUGCCCUAGUGAUCGGGCUUGCGCAAAUUAGCAAUUUCAAGGACCCAGCGAAGCUGCAUGCGCCGGAAGGCAGGCGGCUAGACGCCUUUCAUGCCUUCACAGAUGAUGUGCCUUUUAUACAGGGCAAGGUGGGGCUCUUUGCAGGGCUGAUAACCUUCCUGUCUUUCUGCGUGAGCAUGUUCCUUCCAAAGCUCUCCACCCGCGUGCCCUCGGCUUUGGUGGCCAUCAUUAUCGGCACGGCCUUCGAAUGGGCGAUCGCCCGCGCUGCCUUUCACACAGAGACGCCAAUCGUGGGCGACAUCGCUAGCAAAUGUGAUUUUCCAAUGCUUUUCUGGUUCAACAGUAACUACCCAUCACCACCGGCUUUCAACAAGGAACUAGUGCUGAAGGUCUUGCCCCUCUCUGUGACCAUGGCAGCCGUGGGGCUACUGGAGUCCUUGAUGACCCUGAACCUGAUCGAUGAGAUUACGAAGACCAAGGGGAACCCAACCCGGGAAUGCUUGGGACAGGGACUCGCCAACCUGAUUUGCGGCUGCUUUGGAGGUAUGGGCGGCUGCGCCAUGAUAGGCCAGUCCAUGAUCAAUAUCGGGUCCGGCGCACGGUCCCGAUUGAGCUCCCUGUCAGCCGGGGCAUUCUUGCUGAUCAUUGUCCUCAUUGCGUACCCAGCGAUCAAGCAGAUCCCCGUCUCCGCGCUUGUGGGCGUGAUGUUCAACGUUUGCUACCACACUUUUGAAUGGAGCUCUCUAAAGCUCAUCUUCCUUGCGGCCUUGCCUUUGAAAGCCCGAGAGCGGUUCUUUGGUAAAAAGACGAGUACUCAGCAAAUCAGGCGCAUGGACGCCCUAGUGAUUUUGGUGGUGACGCUAGUCACGUUAUUCACAGACCUGGCUACUGCUGUGGCUGUGGGCAUGGUCAUCUCGCUUUUUGUGUUUGCUCUGGAAACCUCGAACACAAUCCAAGUCGUCGCCAGAGAGGCUGAGCAGCGCGAGGGCGUCAAGGUCUACGAUGUCCAUGGCACGCUCUUCUUCGGUAGCACUUCGCACUUCCUGGAACUCUUCGACGAGGAGAAAGAUCCGGAAGACGUGCGCCUGGUUUUCGAGACUGGUCAUGUGGCAGACUUCUCAGCGGUCCAGGCAUUGAACAAACUUGGGGAGCGCUACGGCUCCUUGAAGAAGCGGCUCACCCUUCAGCAGCUCAUGCCCAAAACACAUCGCGUCCUCUCCCGCGCGCAAGGUCUUCUGGUGGAGGAGAUCACCUUGUCACUAGACGAAGAGCAGUCCUUGCCAAAGGAAGAGGCAGCCGUCCCUGCACACCUCCACAUUGAGCGGAUCCCUUCUGUGGACCACUCCCUCCUUGUAGAAAGAGAGCACUCCAAGCCGUCAGAGGCCGGAAGCCUCUGA